This is a messenger RNA of Caenorhabditis briggsae, 2259 nucleotides long. RefSeq names its product Protein CBR-DPF-5 (gene Cbr-dpf-5). The transcript is spliced from 6 exons. The record is from RefSeq and is a predicted model, not a curated record. NCBI's taxonomy places the organism in Eukaryota, Metazoa, Nematoda, Chromadorea, Rhabditida, Rhabditidae. Gene Ontology annotation, molecular function: serine-type endopeptidase activity. Bases 1 to 2259 code for a protein of 752 amino acids. Gene Ontology annotation, biological process: proteolysis.
AUGCAGCGUCUUCUUCGUCACGUCUUCCGAAGGAUGUCAUCAACUACAACAGCCACAAGCGCUGCCGAAUACGAUGUGAAGGCUCUGUUGACACUGAAGGAUUUGUAUGGAGAUUUGGCACAAAUUCCACUUCCAAGUCAAGGAAGAAUCAAUAAAACUAAGGGAGAUGGCGAUAUUAUUGAAGUGACAACAACAUGGGACAACCGUGCGAUGGCACUGAAUCAGGCGACCCGUCAGCAACGUGUCAGCAUCAUUGGGAGUCGUGGACCGGAAGUCACCGAUCGCUACCUGAUGAGCUCCGUGGCGAUGCCAAUGUGCAAUUAUGAAAACCAACGCUCAGUGUACUCUCACUCGAAUCGCCGUGUUGCUCAACUCUUGACGACUGGAACCGGCGACGACAAGAAGCAAUAUCUGAAGAUCUACAAUAUGGAAGAGCACUGCGAAGAGCUUUGCUCAGACCUGACGACCCAAAAGAAGCACGGAGUGAUUCAUGGCGGUGGAUGUCAACCAUUCAGCUGUCUUCAUUUUAGUUAUGGAGAAGGACAUGUGAUGUAUGUGGCCGAGAGGUUGAAUAAGACGGCGCAGUACUUUGAUGCCGAUAUCGAGUGGGAUAAUGAGACCAAGGUUUUUGAGAGCAAAGUGGGCAAAAAAUACGAGCUAACCGAAUCGUGGGGCGAGCAGAACGUCGACGUCCGCCGUCCAGUCAUCUGCACCGCCGACGUCGCCAGUGGCAUCGUCACCGUCUACGAUCAAAUCCCCGCUCACAUCUCUCCAUGCUACGCGAAAUGGGCUCCCGACGACACUGGAAUCGUCUUCUUUGGCCUAGACGGCUCGGAAACCAAGCCGCGGUUGGGCCGAAUCUACUGUAACAACCGCGCCGGCCACGUCUAUUACUAUGACAUCAAAUCCGGAGAAUUGACUCAAAUCAGCGAAGGAGAGGUGGCCGCCGAGGAAAUCCAAUUUUCACCAGAUGGCAAGACGCUGGUCUGGUUCCAGAGAGCCGCUGAUGGACCACAUCAAGCCGUCCUGGAGAUGAUAGCUGUGGAAUGGCCGAUUGACGUGGCUAAGAAGCCCCAAGACAUCCCAAAACGAACUGUGGUCCCGAUUGUGACUGAAAAACGGGCAGCUUCUGAAUUCCAGGGCUUCAGUUUCCCACAAACUGUCUCCAGAUCCUGGUCCAGCGACUCCAAACGUCUUAUCUUGUCGGUAGCAUGGUGCUCCAAGCUAGAGCUCAUUUCAGUAAACGUCAGCAACGGAGAAAUUGAAAAGCUAAGCAAUAAUGCCAAUUUCUUGGGAUCCUUCACCCUUCUCGAUGUCUUUGACGAUGAGAUUCUCGCCAUUGUUUCUGCCCCCAACCGCCCGCCGAAUGUGCUCUUGGGACGUCUUCCAGAACCUUCCAAAGCCGAUUCAAUGGUUUGGGUGCGCAUCGACGAGGGAAAGAAUCUAACCUCUCGACGUCAUCUAUUCGAAUUCUCAUCGGAGAUUCUGGAAUUCGAGCACGAUGGACAGACCUAUGAGGGCAUUCUGAAUGUGCCUAACGAGGGACAGAACCUUCCGUUGGUUGUGAAUCCGCACGGAGGACCGCAUGGAGCUUCUUGGGCGGUGUGGCCACGGAGAGAUUUGACGACGUUGUUGAAUUCGGGAUUCGCGGUGCUUCAGAUUAAUUUCACUGGAUCUGUCGGGUUUGGAGACGAUUUCAUUAGGGAUUUGGCUGGAAAAUGUGGAGAUAUCGAUGCGAAACAAGUUCAUAAUGCCGUCCUCACUGUCCUGGAGAAGAAUCCCCGUAUCUCUGGUGACAAAUGCGUGCUGUUCGGUGGCUCGUACGGUGGCUUCAUGGUCUCUCAUCUCAUUGGACAGUAUCCUGGAUUCUACAAGUCAUGCGUCGCCCUGAAUCCAGUUGUCAACAUUUCCACGAUGCACGAUAUCACUGAUAUUCCCGAAUGGUGUUUCUACGAGGGAACUGGAGAAUUGGCUGAUUGGACAAAGACAACAACCCAGGAACAACGAGAGGCAAUGUUCAAUGCCUCGCCGAUUGCUCAUGUUGAGAAGGCGGUGACACCGUAUUUGUUGUUGAUUGGAGAGAAGGAUCUGCGUGUCGUUCCACACUGUCGCGCCUUCAUUCGAUCGUUGAAGGCUCGUGGGGUGCCGGCGAAAGUUCUCUCGUAUCCACCAUCGAACCAUCCAUUGGAUGAGGUCAACAUUGAAGCCGACUACGCAAUCAACAUGGUCCGUUGGUUCGAGAAAUCGCUCUCCAAAUAA